Molecule: messenger RNA, 1008 nt
Organism: Closterium sp. Naga37s-1
Lineage: Eukaryota; Viridiplantae; Streptophyta; Zygnematophyceae; Desmidiales; Closteriaceae
Source: the annotation of a GenBank genome assembly
AUGGGUGGAAAAAUCCAUUUCACUUCCGCUCACACUACCCUACUCACCACCACCAUCAACCGUCCCUCCCUGCAAGCUGUUUCACCGUCUGACCAGCAAUCCCUCCAGGCCAUUCUCACGAGAGCCUCUGCUGCUGCUGCUGCUCCUGCUGCUCCUGGUGCUUCCUUUCCUGAUUCACAACCUGCCACCGAUGCUGCUGCUGCUGCCACUGCCGUCGCUGCUGAAAGAGGGGGGGAGGGGAAAGGGAAGAGGGUGAUGGAAGGAGCUGCUGGAGGGGAGGGGGAUAGGGCAGGAGCGGUGCCGGAUGGUGUGAUUGAAGCAGGGGGUGCUUGUAACGCGGAUGAGAGCAACAGUGAGGACUCCAGAGGACCUGAGACGAAGAGGAGCAAGGUUCUAAGCGCAGGCUCCGCUACCCAUCCUGCUCCUUCACCUGCUGUGAAGAAAGUUCUGGGAACCUUCUCUCAUCAGUCACUCAAGGGGAUGUACAAGGACGUUCCUCUGCCUCCUGGCUGGUUUGCAUUCUCCUCAGUCAUCCUUCAUCAGAGCCCUGAUCUGAAGCCAUCCAGUCGAAUCGCGGCCUUUGAUUUCGACGGCUGCUUGGUCAACACCAAUGUGCGCAUCAUGGGACCCAACGCCUGGUCGCUCAUGUUCGAUACCGUUCCCAGCGUUCUGCAGCAGUUUCACCAAGCAGGCUACAAGAUCGUCAUCUUUACCAACGAGUCGAACAUCGAUCGCUUCACCAAGCAGCGCCACAAGGCCAUUGAGAGCAAGAUUGGGCGGCUGAAUGGAUUCAUGCGCACCGUGCCAGGCGUGCCCAUGCAGAUCUUCAUCUCCUGUGGUCGCAGCAACUCAGGGGACCUGUUCCGGAAACCAGAAGGGGGGCUGUGGCAUCUGCUGUGCGAGUGUGGGAAUGAAGAGAGACAAGUGGAAUGGGAGAGCUCAUUCUUCGUGGGGGAUGCAGCUGGUCGCCCUCAGGACCACAGUGAUUCCGACCAGGUGUUUGCUCAG